CUUUGAUCGGCACGCCUACUCUGUCUCUGUUCUCCUUUUCGGACUCCGCGAGGUACUAGAGAAACUCUCGUGCUUAGUGUCAUGUUUGAUCGUCGACUAUUUACCGUUCAGGUGCUGUAAGAUGCUAUGAUAUGCUGCUCGUGGCCUUGUCGGAAACCACGGCGAUUCGACCUUGAACUUUGACCAAGCAACAUCAGGGAUGAUGCGCCAUCAAUCUUCAGGAGGUACUAGUAUUUGUCCAAUCGCAUGUCCAUCAGAAGCAGGGGUAUCCAGAAUCUGAAUGCAUAUCCUGCCCGCGGCGCUGCUUGAAGUCCGCUCUUCGGCCAUCACUACUCUUCUCGGACUCUUUCCUGCAGAAAGAGCAAAGCAAGCUUUUACCCUAACUAUGGUACAUCCAAUUCGGCCGUGUUUCACAGCUCUAGCGGACAACUGAGUUGGUCAUUCCGUUUGGAACCUUUUCUUUUGACAUGACUCACACACUGGGCAACAAGUAUAAAAAGGUCUGGCCUAGCAGGAGGCCCAGAAAAGUCUCACUCAUACACAAUUAGAUCCUUCGAUAGAAGCGUCGAGUUUGGCUGGUGGGAACCAACCCCCAAUGUUUGCACCAUGCAAACUCGUUGGUUAAACAUGAUGAGUUUCCCGCCGGUAUCCAAAUAGACGCCGACCGAUAUCUCUGAUUCAAACACGGCUUGGUGAACCGCAGAACCUGUUGUGGGCUACAUUGAAGCAGCAGGACUCGCUCGACCUGAAGUUGAUCAAGAGCUGCACAAGCGACUACCGCUUCAACCUCAGCUCUCGAGCGCAUUGUGCUCUCUUGCUGCAGUUAUCUGCUUCAAGUUGUUACAACAAGAGUGACGACUAUGGGAGCCUCUGGAUGGCGGUCACCGACACAAAGCUGGCACCGUCAAUAUCAUCAUUGUGGCGGUCUUGAAAGAACCAUUCGAGCAUGCACACGGCCCCUUGACACCUGGUACAAAGCCAGAACAAUGUUUGAGAGGCGAUUCCUCCGAAAUUUCCUAAGCUACUGACUACCAUGUAUCUCAGCUGUGAGGACGAAACUUAUUUGGCCCGUGAGUACACUGUUGCCAUACAGCAAAAUCCUGGCAGAACCAUCAAGAACAUACUGGGCUUCGCGAGCCUUCCAAGCAGUCGGCAUCCUACUGUUUGUCAUUCUCUGCGAAAUGAAAGGCGCAUUGCUUCAGGUACUGUAUACUGCCUGAGAGCCUUGCCUUGCGUACCAGCAGGUCAGGGCUGGCUUUGCUUUGGGACGAUGUCUUGUGCCUUGAUCCGGGAGAUUGAUACAUGUUCAGUGAAGAUGAAUAAAAGUCGGUCCACAAGAGCAUUUCAGGCGGGCUUCAUUUGGAAGCGGAUUGGGCUGCUCUCCUGUGGAAGACCGCUCGACAGCUGACCUGCUGAGCGGAAAACGGACUGAGCAGCCAAAAGGGGGAGAGGAGGACAGGGCGGCGCAUGAUCUGACAUUAAAGCGGCACGAAUACGCUAUCGAUAAUCACGACCGAGGAAUUCUUAUCAGUCACUGGAAUUGGAACGAGAUACAGGUAUAAGACUUAUCAAAAUCAUUUCAAGCGCGAAUCUCCGUGUUACAGGGAACUCUCUUGUCAAAUUUUCUGCCUAAGUACCUAGGUAUAUGAAAUGCUCGAGGGCAGCUUAAAUAUAUUCCUGCUCUCACAUUAUUGGGCAUCUACCUGAAGGAGGUGUUUAUUCAAAGCAAUGAUGCGGCGAGAGCUGGAUAACGGCCAGGUCGCUGCCUCGCCAUACAACUGGCCUCACGAUGCAUCAUUCAGCAGAGAGACCACGGCCCUUGUGAUUAUCGACAUGCAGCGUGACUUCUGCGAAGUCGGAGGCUACUUCGACUGUCAAGGGUACGAGGUAGACAGCGCUCGAGCUAUUAUCCCGAAACUUCAGAGCAUCCUUACUGCGGCCCGUCGCGCCCAUUUGCCCAUCUUCUUCACUCGAGAAGGCCACAGACCUGAUCUUUCAACAUUGUCAAGUCGAGAACGCUUUCGCUCAAGGAACAAUCCCCACCAUCUGGGCAUUGGGGACAAAGGCCCCUUAGGAAGAUUCCUUGUCCGGGGAGAAGCCGGCCAUGACGUGAUAGCUGAAUUGUAUCCACGUAUUGACGAGCUUGUCAUAGAUAAACCGGGACGAGGAGCGUUCGCUCAUACUGAUUUUGAACAUCUCCUCCGGCUGCGUGGAAUCAAAAACUUGAUUCUGGCUGGUGUCACCACGGAUGUCUGUGUGUCCACCACCAUGAGGGAGGCCAAUGAUCGGGGCUUCGACUGCGUCCUUCUGGAGGAUGCAACUGCUGCAGCGACAGCGGAGCUGCAUCGGUUUGCUUUGGAGUCUGUUAAGAUGGAGGGCGGGAUCUUUGGCGCUGUUGCGCAUUCGACAAAGGUGAUUGAUGCGCUUCAACGGAUCCAGAGAUAGGGAAAGGCUCCAGAAUAUAGCUUCCAUGCGGAUGUGGUCUUGUCCUGGCCUGAUGCAGCACACCACGCCCGGCGUUGGCAGCAUCCCGAAGCAAAAUAUCCGGAUUUGAUGAAUGAUAUGGAUGUAAUCAUUCCCACCUCUCUUGCGAUCACAUUCGUCUGAAGGUAUUGCCGGAAGCACUUCUUCGAUCUUGAUAUCGUCCCGCAUUUUUCGU
Exophiala dermatitidis NIH/UT8656 is the source of this 2659-nucleotide messenger RNA. Its product is annotated as isochorismatase. The record is from RefSeq and is a predicted model, not a curated record. Lineage: Eukaryota; Fungi; Ascomycota; Eurotiomycetes; Chaetothyriales; Herpotrichiellaceae. Bases 1729 to 2445 code for a protein of 238 amino acids. The transcript is spliced from 3 exons.